AAUCGGUCGCCGCGCAUGUGCAGAUCACGUGCACUCAGGCGGCUAAUGGGACUACAAUUCUCAUGGGGGCUUGCGAUAACCGGCGCAUGCGUGGAUCUGUGUGCCAUUGUGUGGGUGAGAAAGAUUCCAGAGAAGAUGCGCAGGGUUAGUAGUCGUAUUUGUGGUGAUGAGGAUGUUGAGCCAGAGGAGCUGGAAACAGAAGGAGAAAGGCAGUUGCAAAAUCUCUUGAAGCACCAGUUAGACACAACAGUAACACUUGAAGAAUGCAUUGCUAAGAAAAAAUGCUUUGCCCCAAGUUCUUUAUACAAGCCAUUUGGGGAGCAGGCAGCAGGAGUGCUGAGUCUGUCGCAGUUUCAGACUCUGCAAGAUGGAGAAGGGGAGGUUGCUGCCCUGAGAGAACUUGGACUAACUGACCGGGAAAUCCAACUCUGGCAAGACAGGGAAUCUCUCGUUAAGUUCUCAGGGCUUGGAGCAGAUCCAGCAGCUGUACAACAAAGACUCCGAGCCAUUGAAGAGAAAAUUGAGGAGCGACAACGGCUUAUGUCAUUGCCACAGAGAUUUUCAGGAAGCAAGCAGCUAAAUAGGAGGGAGAUGGAGAUUGAAAAUGCAAUGUUCCAGGGAACUGACCGCUACACCUUUUUGAAAGCUCUUUAUUACCAAGAUGAAAAGUCCGUAAAAGACCAGAAUGACCCUAUAAAUCAAUUAGAAAUGAUGUUACUAAAGUUUAAAAAUGAUCCAGUCGGAAUGAGGGACACUCCGAAAACCAGACCAGAGUCAUCUAUGGAGAUGCUUGCUACAGCAACAAGUAACGAAGGUACCUUUAAAGAAAUGACUGGUGUAUAUAUUCAACCACAGAGUCAGUUCAGUGCUACUGACCGUUAUGAAAAUCAAAGUACCAAAGGGCUUUCAAUGAAUGUUCCUAUCAGAACCCUACCCAGCACUGGUACUCAUGGUCCUCAGAAAAUCACUCAGCAAGUGGAAGCUGUCCCCAAAGAAGAGAUCUGGAAGAACAAACUUUCUGUGGAGGAAAUCAGAAUGAUUCCAAGAUUUUCAAAUUAUAAUCCUGGACAACCAAGCAGGGUCUUGUACUUGAAGAACCUUAAUCCAAAAGCUACACUGGAGGAUCUAUUUUCCUUAUUUGUUUCUUUCCAACAAAAGGAUGGUCCUCAGCUGAUUUUCCGGUUAUUGACAGGCCGAAUGAAGGGACAAGCAUUCAUCACCUUCCCAAGUGUGGAGAUGUCAACAGAAGCAUUGAACACAGUGAAUGGCUACAAUCUGUUGGGCAAGCCAAUAAUCAUAGAGUACGGACAGAACAGAUUGGACCACUGACUUGUAUUUGCAGAAGGAGGCUGAUGAAAAGGAGUUUCAGCAUAAUGGGGCUGGUAAACCCUGGGAUGAUAGGCACAGUGAAAUAUUGGAAAGUCUGAAUUUAAUCUGUCCAGCCACUUACAGUGGAUACAUUUUCAACUCUGAACCAAAAUUCAUUACAUUGGUAUAUGGAUAAAACCCUCAUCUGUAUAUAAUGCAUACAGUCUCUUAUUUCUUUAGAAAAUCAUUGUCGUGCUUUCCAGUGUUAAAUGCACCAAGUAAUGUAAAACUGAAUGAGGAAAAACACAAGUUUAUUCCCUAAUACUGUGUGGAGGUUACAUCUAGAGUACUGCAACCUAUUACAUUGUCUUUUUCUAACAAUGAGGAAACAAGUUAGCCGAUGUUGCUAUAACACUUGUUUCUCCGAUGUGAAUUGGCUUGAAGACUAUUAAGUAAUUAUUUAUUUAGACCAUUCUUUACAGAAUGCAAACUUUCCUUACCUGUAUUGGCUAUAAUGCUAUUCUGCCCCCAUUAGUUUAAAUGGUGCCUAUUGUGCGAUUUCCUUAUGUACGAUUGCACGAGAAUGUAACUAUCCUGUUAUACAAGAACCAAUUGUAUUUUGUUUCAGGCUCAUUAUCCAUUACUCAGUGUCUCCUGCAAUGAAGCAUUUCUGUUAAGGCUCCCCACUAUUGAACAAUCUAGUAACAAUAACUUUCUAGAUUCAUAAAUUACAAAUGGCUUCAAUCCAAGGUGCAAGUAGCUGUUGAUAGUCAAAACUCAAUAGCCACUGCUUCAAGAAAGGAGGAGAAUAAAACAGGAGCAGUUUAAGAAUAUAAAGCUAUUUUAACACAUCUUAGUUCACAUAAUAAAUUGUGGUUUAUUUACCCUGCAUUAUAAUCUCAUGCUCGUGCAAGACUAGCAGUAUUAACAAUUUAUAUUUUCAGUUUCUCUAAAUUAACUUGUGCCCAAAUGUACAUAUCUGACAUGGCAUUCUUGUGAAUUGUUUGUGUUCAUAAAUGAGAUCAGGAAAGUAGAAUUGCAACCAAAUGUGAGCUUUCUUACUGAAUUAGAAUACAGUAUUUGGAAUUGCUUGAUUUUAAAUGGUUGAGGUUUGUCAGGCAUUGAGACAGUUAUUUGAAAGGCACCAUUCUGCCAUGAGAACAAAAAUUGAACUGCUUAAAAAUGGUUCUGUCAGUUAUGUGCUUUCUCUUUUGUCAGUCUAGCCAGUGAUCCAAAGAGAUAAGCUGAUUUCCCACAUGAUUCAUGGAUUUUGAUUUUAAAUAGCUAAGGGAUGUGAAAAUAAAUGUUUCAAAAGAAACCAAUUUUAAAAUUCCUACUUCCUUGGAGUUUUGUGUUGUCCACAGACUAACUAGAAUUUAUCUUUAAAACUAAGUAGACAUUGUAGAUAAGGAAAAUUCAUGUCAAUGUUAUUUGGGAUUAAAAUGUUUUUCCAAGUUUCAAA
Messenger RNA from Chiloscyllium plagiosum (whitespotted bambooshark), 2770 nucleotides. RefSeq names its product RNA binding motif protein 41 (gene rbm41). Lineage: Eukaryota; Metazoa; Chordata; Chondrichthyes; Orectolobiformes; Hemiscylliidae. Gene Ontology annotation, biological process: mRNA splicing, via spliceosome. Gene Ontology annotation, cellular component: U12-type spliceosomal complex. Gene Ontology annotation, molecular function: U12 snRNA binding; pre-mRNA intronic binding. The record is from RefSeq and is a predicted model, not a curated record.